CGUCUAGAGCUGCUCGAGUAAAGCGUCAUGCAGGUGCCGGACAACGCCCGCUGAUUGGUCCAAAGGACAUGUACAUGAAUGUCCGCCAGGGCGCUAUCAGCUGCACGUUUGGGGACCCACCGCCAAUCACGGGGCGACUUGACAUGGACCGUCCAGUUACCGCCGGCACAGUUGCAUCCGCCCAAGAGGCGGGUCACUCCAAGCACCGCCCGGUUCAACCAAACACUGCUCUUCAUUCUUUUCCCCCUCCAUCCAACAUCAAAAACUUUUCACCCGGCCUGCAUCAUACUGGAGCCGGGCUGGCUCUGUGGUUUCGACCGAAAAAUAUUACCUACAAACUUAGUUACUUGGCAAAUUGAUCAACAUGUCCUCCGUAAAUGCAUCAGCCAAGUCCAAGGGUCGGCGAUCGGGAUACCCGCUUCGAGGGAUUCGGAAGAUGCUCCACUCUACGCAGAGCCGAAGAAUGGCACUCCCUGGUAGAACGUUGCAUUGAUAUGCUCAUCCUGAAACCAAUGGCGACUGAUAUCAAUGAAGAAACUUUGACCGUCCAAUGGUACUGAGAGG
Aspergillus ibericus CBS 121593 is the source of this 564-nucleotide messenger RNA. RefSeq lists its product as uncharacterized. NCBI's taxonomy places the organism in Eukaryota, Fungi, Ascomycota, Eurotiomycetes, Eurotiales, Aspergillaceae. The coding region runs from base 69 to 359 and encodes 96 amino acids. The transcript is spliced from 2 exons. The record is from RefSeq and is a predicted model, not a curated record.